AUGGACACGAGCCCAACAAGCACGUCGCCUGGCUAUGGGCUUUCGAACCCGGGCGCGACAGGCCAGGCCCAGCUGAAUAGGACCUCCGUCCCAGUAUCUACCCCCCAGUCGACUGCGUCCCGGUCCUCGACAAAGGCCGGAGCUCGUCAAAUUACCCGAAAUCGCGCCAGCUACAGCUGUCAUACUUGUCGGAGGCGCAAAGUGAAAUGCGACAAGGUGCAUCCUAUUUGCGGAAAUUGCGUGAAGAACGGAACCGAAUGUAUCUACGAUGCUGCGCCACACAAAGACACCGGGUCGCGCCAUGGCCAAACAGAAGGUGGACACGGUAUCAAGCGACGGAGGGAGUCUUCGCGACCGCUGGACGAGGAUAUAGACGAUAUUGGCUCGCUUUACGGGCAUCUGAGGCAGGCUGGGUCUCCCGAGCAGAAGUACGGGUCGCAGGCGAUUGAAGCGCGGUUGGAUAAACUUACGUCGAUGAUUGAGCGGCUCAGCAAGUCCAACGGACCUUUGGAUGCGGAACAACGGCUUUUGCUGGCUCAAAAUGUCAAUCUGGAAGCCGGGAAGGGUGAAGCUCGACUGGGGAAUGGCGCGCCCGUGAAGCCUGCGGGCGCGUCUCGUCCAGAUAGCCCCCGCCGUACGGAUUCGAGUGAUGAGUUUCCGAUUCCCGCUGGCCUUGCUACUGACUUGGUGGAUCCGGUGGGUAGCUUGAAUCUGGGUCAUCUGAGCUUGGAGGAUGGAGGUCGGUCGAGAUAUGUUGGGACAACCUACUGGGCUUAUAUAUCCCAUGAGAUCAAUGAGCUCAAUCAGUUACUCAAGUACCAGAGUCGCUCGCAUCAGGACAAUACGGCUAACGAAAGCUCUGCUGACGAAAACAUGACGGAUACGAUAGCGAAAACAGCAGGUAGUCCGUGGAAGGCAGCGGUUGAUAGCCCUGGUGGAAUCUCACGGGAUCGAGUAUGUGGUGAAGAAUUCCAGAAGUCGGUGCUUUUCCCUACGGGUGAUUCCCCAUCGGUGAAAGAGAAGCAUGUCGAACCAGAAAUGCUUGAUCAUGUGCCGACGAAACGACAGAGUCAUAUCCUGUACAAAGGAUUCAUGUCUGGAAUACAUGCUAUCAGCCCAGUGAUUCAUCCCCCAACAAUCUUGAAGCUAUACAAUUCCUUCUGGGACUGGUACGAUUACAGCAGCUAUUCUGGGGAUCCUUGCCCGGAUCCUUCGUUUAUUCCGCUGCUUUACGCUAUUUGGUACGGUGGGUCGGUUACAAUAUCGAUUCGGACCAUCAAGGCUGAAUUCAAUGUAUCUUCGCGAUCCGCACUUUCUAAAACUUUCAACGACGAGGUCACACGGUGGUUGACGAAGAUAUCGUUUCCGCGCAGCCCUUCGCUACAGGGUUUGGCUGCGUAUCUCCUGGUCCAAACGAUACUUUCAAAGGAGGAAGAGCCGUUAACCAGCAGUCUGUUCAUUAGUCUGGCCAUGAGAGUAGCACAGACGAUGGGCCUGCACCGAGAUCCUGCUAAAUUUGGGAUUAAACCCUAUGAAGCCGAGUAUCGGCGGCGAAUAUGGUGGCAUAUCGUACAUAUGGAUGGCGUUGUUGCUAUGUCUAGCGGGCUACCUCCCUUGGUCAGCGAUGAGAACUACUGGGAUGUCCGUGAUGCCAGCGAGGUCAAAGACACACUUCUAGGGACACCCGAGGCUGAAAAAUACGAGGAACUGGUGGCAUCCGGUAUGCGGUCUCCUGACAAUCCGGAUGAUCCAACUUUGUGCGGUGGACCAUCUAUGGUCAACGUGUAUUACUUAUCAGCCAGGGGCAAAUAUGUCAUGGCCCGCGCCGUCCGUCGGAUAUUGAAGAUUCAACUGGGCACGAAACCCGUGACGCGCAGGGAUAUGGAGGAGCUCCGAUCAAUCCUCCUCGACCUGCAACUCAAACUCAAUUCUAUAAUCGAUAGAAUCCCAGAAAUUGAAAAUUACCAGCUGUCUUCCAGCGCUGAUAACAGAUCGCUUUCGUUUUCGGUCUCUCCGGUAGAGAUGAGAACGAGCGACUUGGAACUUCCCGGAGAAGGCCCCGGUCGUUGUACGGAACAAUAUCACUCUCCUGUUCUCGUGUCUUUUCAUAAAUGGGCCAGGAUCCUGCUCUCGCUCUUUAUUGAUAAGGCGUUCUGUGUCGCCUACCAACCGUUCCUGAAGAACGCUAAGAGCCGUAUUUGGCCAGCGGCAAGACAUAGUGCUCUCCGCCAUUGCCACGGCUUUAUGGAGAAAUUCAUAUCCCUUGCCACCGACCCUGACUUUCAACCGUUUCAAUGGAGCUGGCCGGGGAACCACCAGCCAAUGCAUGCGGCUAUGAUCAUGCUCAUCGAUCUUUACGAACGGCCUUAUAGCCCCGAGGCACCCAAGUCAAGGGCAUUCAUCGACAAGAUCUUUUCACUCACCGGGCCAGAUGGCGGUGUUGUCGGCGGCGAGGACGCAUCUCAGCCCAACGGCCACUGA
Molecule: messenger RNA, 2481 nt
Organism: Aspergillus nomiae NRRL 13137
Lineage: Eukaryota; Fungi; Ascomycota; Eurotiomycetes; Eurotiales; Aspergillaceae
Product: putative C6 transcription factor
Exons: 7
Coding region: 1-2481 (826 amino acids)
Biological process (GO): regulation of DNA-templated transcription; DNA-templated transcription
Molecular function (GO): DNA-binding transcription factor activity, RNA polymerase II-specific; DNA binding; zinc ion binding
Source: RefSeq, a predicted model, not a curated record